AUGGAUUCAUCUGAUACCGAAGGUUUUGAAUUAAUUACACGUGACUGUGACUGCGACAACCAGGAUCACCUACAUGGCAGCGUCACUGAGUCUCCGCAAGGAAGUAAUGAUCCGACAAGAGGUAUCUGUGAAGAUAUACAAAGACUCGAUAUCGUUAGUGAUGGUAGUGCUCCUAAACAGAGUUUAAAAGAGGAUAAAAAUGUUAACCCAUACUCAGACUUAGAUCCCGAGAGAGAGAUAUUUGGAGGAAGUACUUACGAAGUGUUUGAUAGGGAAUACAGAUAUCGAAGCAGUCUGUUGUUUAGUUAUUCCAAGAAGAAUAACAACUCGUGUGACAGCGAAUAUAAAGCUUUGAUGACUUUUCCAGGUUCCAAGACAAGACGUCUGUUCAUCUACAACAAGUGA
Molecule: messenger RNA, 405 nt
Organism: Kluyveromyces lactis
Lineage: Eukaryota; Fungi; Ascomycota; Saccharomycetes; Saccharomycetales; Saccharomycetaceae
Exons: 1
Coding region: 1-405 (134 amino acids)
Source: RefSeq, a predicted model, not a curated record